UUCGUAGUUCAAAUGCCCCAAACGUUUACUUUGGAGGUUAUGUUGUUGUUAAGGAAUUUUUGUACAAAAUAUAAAGGCGGUCAGUUUUUCGACUGUAUAAUUAUUAAACUGCUAUCUUAAAACAGAUUAUUGGUUUGCUAAUUUACUUUCUGUGCAAAUGACAAUCUAAAAUUGCUGUAGCGCAAUAAAAAGGGCGUGAUCGAUUCGUCAUUCGCCUGAAAUUAAGAUGUUUUAAACGCACGUAACCUCCACAAGCUACUGUUAUUCAAAUGACUUAACGAUUUAAUAAAUUCAACGAUUAUAUAAAAUGGGCAAGUGCGCUGAAAUGUGAAUAAUUUCUAAAAUGAGCUUAUUAAUCCUGUUUGUGAUACUGGGGGCUGCUAGUGGUUUAACAAACAACACGUUUAUUGGUUGUUAUAUCACCCAUAUAAGUACUAGCUUGGAUUUUUUAAAAAAUUUCAGUACCAUUGACUGUAUCUCUAAUUGCGAGCGGCAAUUUUAUAGGUACGCAAUUAUUCAAAAUGAGAAGAACUGCAUGUGCAACAACUUCCUCGGGUCGAUUUAUAGCACAGCACAUUGUAAAGAAACUUGCGAGAAUUGCUCGUCGAAAGAUGUAUUGGGCGAUGUGUACAACACUGAAGUUAUAGUGCCUGGGCCACCACAAGAUUUGGAAGUGUCAAAUGUGACGGAUACGACCGCAUUUAUAUCGUGGAAACCGCCAAAGUCAUUUGUCGACAUCGAUUACUACGAGAUAAAGGCGAACGUUCUGCAUACCUUCGCCGGUUAUGACGUAACGAGCCCAGUAUACAGAUUCUCGAAUAAUACAUUUGAAACCGAACGCAAUUUUCAACCUGGCACCAAGUAUAACUUAACGCUACGGGCUGCUUCAAAAUUUGGCAAGAGCGCUGUCGCCUUCCGAAUUUUGGAAACCGCGAUCGGAUUUCCUGAUAAUAUUCCGUCCACACCAAACGUACUGAAGCGUCAUGGUAAAAUCAUGAUCAUACAGUUGUCUCCUGUCGUGAACAAUAAUGGACCAGUUUCUGCAUAUCGCAUUGUUGUCGUAAAUGAAAACAUGAAUCCAAUUUUGCAAGUGGAUAACUUCAAAUCAUACAAAGACGCUAUGGCUGAAGAGGCUAAUUAUUAUAUCGCCGCAGAAAUUGAACCUCAAGAUAUACUUAAAAAUUUUACAGUGGGAGAUGGAAAAACCUAUGGUUCCUAUUAUAAUGCACCUCUACAACCGAACACAAUUUACAGAGUUUUAUUAGGAGUCGUCAGUCGUUAUCUCAAUGUCACGAGAGUCGUUUAUAGCAACACAACUGAUCCAUCCAAUACUUUUGUUACCGUCAGUAUUAUGCCUGCUCCAGAAAGCGAUGACGAAUCUCCGGCGCUUAUUAUUGGACUUUCCGUCGCUAUUGGCUUGUUGAGUUUUUUGCUAAUCUUAGGUAUUGUCGGCUUUUUCUUAUUGACAAGGCGGAUAUCCAAUCGAAGGAGACGUUUGACUGAUGUACAGGAACUCUCCAUUCAGGGACCUAUUAUCGAAGUGGAAAAUUCUGGUUAUAUUCCUGAAGAUGAAAUCAUACCCAUCAACCAUUAUCAUGACUUGAAGCAGCAAGUAUGGAGUAUACCACAGACUUUAAUUAAGUUCGAACCGACGAAUCUCUUAGGCAGUGGAAAAUUUGGACGAGUCAACAGCGGUACCGUACGAAAGGACAGUAAUCUGAUACAGGUUGCUAUAUAUACAAUACCGGACAGGAAAUUGGGGCACGAAAAUAAGCGCGCUAUGCUAAAAGACUUGGAUUUACUUAUACGUAGUAGGCAGCACUGUAAUAUACUAAAUUUAAUUGGUACCUGUGAAACUCCGGACACUUUAUUUGUGGUUUUGGAGUAUGCUUCCACGAAUCUCAAGGAUCUUCUGUUAGGCAGUCGGGACGCUUUACCCGGCCGAUUUAGUAACAUGCAGGAAUCUCAAGCUUUUGAUAUUUCAAUUGGAAUUGCUAAGGGAAUGCAUCAUUUGCAAUCACUAAGGAUUGUGCAUAGACAGUUAUGUGCAAGGAAUGUGUUGAUAACCAACGAUUUUCUUCCAAAAGUUAGUGGUUAUGGUUUAGCACAAUAUUGUAAUCCUAAUAUGGUACCGGACUACACCCGGUGGACUGCCGCGGAAAUAUUCCGUGGCCAUCAACAUGUCUCGAAGAGUGACGUAUGGUCUUUCGCCUGCCUGGUGUGGGAGAUAUGUGUACUAGGAGGAACACCUUAUAGUAGUGUACCUAAUAAUGAGAUUCCUGAGCGGAUAGUGCGUGGCCUUCGUUUAGUACAAAUGAGAUACUUUAGCGAUGAAUUGUAUCAACUAAUGCUCAAUUGUUGGCAGCUGGAUUUAGAUGAGCGCCCAACGUUUCAAGAUCUCAUCGAAACGCUUACAGUUAUUAAAGGCGACUCAAAUUCUCACUUAAAUUUCAAUGUAUAUCCCGAAUUUCAGUACGAACAAUUUUAUCCCAAUAUGGAAAUGGCAGCAAGGACAUUUCAUUGAAGUUACCGUUUCGAAAUCAAUUGAGACACCAAAGUGUUUUUAUUUUCUGUACAGUAUUUAUAAGUAUUAGUGCUCAUUUACUUAAUUUUUACAAAUGAACAAUAUGCAAGUUGAAACAUUCCUUGACAGGCUAAUUUUUUAUACAUUUACGUAGUACCAUAUUUUCAUACUCUUGUACUUGCAAAACUUUUUUUUAAAGAUUUUUUUAUAAUAUAUCAGUUUGAAACUGUG
Messenger RNA from Photinus pyralis (common eastern firefly), 2755 nucleotides. RefSeq names its product putative tyrosine-protein kinase Wsck. The transcript is spliced from 8 exons. Gene Ontology annotation, biological process: multicellular organism development; cell surface receptor protein tyrosine kinase signaling pathway; protein phosphorylation. The record is from RefSeq and is a predicted model, not a curated record. NCBI's taxonomy places the organism in Eukaryota, Metazoa, Arthropoda, Insecta, Coleoptera, Lampyridae. Gene Ontology annotation, molecular function: ATP binding; protein binding; transmembrane receptor protein tyrosine kinase activity. Bases 344 to 2524 code for a protein of 726 amino acids. Gene Ontology annotation, cellular component: signaling receptor complex.